Molecule: messenger RNA, 1140 nt
Organism: Colletes gigas
Lineage: Eukaryota; Metazoa; Arthropoda; Insecta; Hymenoptera; Colletidae
Gene: sqh
Product: myosin regulatory light chain sqh
Exons: 4
Coding region: 100-624 (174 amino acids)
Biological process (GO): post-embryonic development; locomotion
Cellular component (GO): cytoplasm; myosin II complex
Molecular function (GO): calcium ion binding; myosin heavy chain binding
Source: RefSeq, a predicted model, not a curated record
CGCGUAACGUGAGUCACAGUGCUGCACGAGAUUCUGUACCGUGCUGUUUUUCGUUAAUAAUUUAUCGUUAAGAAGCUUGUGUUAAUCAGGGAUACCAACAUGUCGUCUCGCAAAACAGCCGGACGUCGCGCGACAACAAAGAAACGCGCGCAGCGUGCAACAUCGAACGUUUUUGCAAUGUUCGAUCAAGCACAAAUUGCUGAAUUCAAAGAAGCUUUUAACAUGAUCGAUCAGAAUCACGAUGGUUUCAUCGAUAAGGAAGAUCUUCACGAUAUGCUUGCUUCUUUAGGCAAAAACCCUACCGACGAUUAUCUAGAAGGCAUGAUGAACGAGGCUCCAGGACCAAUUAAUUUUACAAUGUUCUUAACUCUAUUCGGUGAAAGACUUCAAGGGACAGAUCCGGAAGACGUAAUUAAAAACGCUUUCGGUUGUUUCGACGAAGAAAAUAGCGGCCAUAUAAACGAAGAACGUCUUCGUGAGUUGCUCACGACAAUGGGAGACAGAUUCACGGAUGACGACGUGGAUGAAAUGUAUCGCGAAGCGCCUAUCAAAGGAUCUAUGUUCGAUUAUAUUGAAUUCACGCGAAUUCUAAAACACGGAGCUAAGGACAAGGACGAGCAGUGAGCAAACGUGGCAUUAUCUGUAUUUCUUAUUUGUGUGAUUGAGCACAUAACGUGCUUUUUAUAUGGUUGCAAUUGUAAAGUUUGAUAUAUUAAUUGUAUUUUAUACAUGCUCUAUUAAUGAGAAUAGCUGAAAACCUAGGGUUUAUAUUAUUCUUCGAAAAACUGCCUUAUCUCUAGGUCCUAAAGUAUGUAGAUCUCAAAUCGCACAAUCCUCUAUCUUUAUGUUAUUUAUUUGAUCAUGUAAUGAGUCUAUUAUAAGAUUUGCGAAAGAAAAUAGUAAUGAAAAUUUGAUCUAUGUCUGACCACGAGUUAUAAUCAUUGUGAACUCGAUAAAAUUGGUAAAAAUAUGUAUUGUACAUUAUAUGCUACAUUGAUGUGUAGUUGUUAACAAAAAUUUGCAUUUAUAUUUUAAUAUAAUAAUGGAUUGUAUAUCGAAAACGUGGCGUUUAUCUUUUCAUCCACUCUAUUCGAUAUUUAUAGAAUUUGACGAAAAUAAAAGUUAAUUUUUCAAUUAAAA